AUUAAAAUGACUUAAUUACCUGGUCCCUUAUCUAAAAAGUACAGAAAUGUAUACCUCAGUUAGGAUUUAAAAUCAGGUUUUUACUUGUUCUGUAAAAGGACAGAACAAUAGCAGUGAUUUACUGUGUGAUUUAGUGGGAGGAACAGCCCCUCCAGUCCUGCACCCGGGGGUGGGAAGGCUUUGGCCGGAUACGUGUUGGAACUUGAGGCGGUCCUAAAGACUCACGCACGAAACUCCGGAAUCAUCCCAAGCCACCAUUUAGCAAACUUAAAAAUGGCACCCUCCACUUCUACGCAACUUUUCUCGGCGCUUUUAAUCGCAUUUUUUACCUCCGUGGUGAAUUCUCAGUAUGAGAAAUACAGCUUCAGGAGUUUCCCCAGGCACGAGCUGAUGCCUCUGGAGUCCGCUUACAAAUACGCACUGGACCAGUACACCGGAGAGAAGUGGAAGGAGUCGGUGGAGUACAUGGAGGUGUCUCUGCGGUUGUAUCGGCUGCUGCGGGACAGCGAGGCCUUCUGCAACCUCAACUGCAGCUCUGUCGGGCUGGACAACGAGCAGAAGUUUGCGGAGUUUCCAGAGCUGCGGGCGUUUGGUAACGUUAUGAAGAGGGCGCAGUGCCUGAAGCGCUGCAAACAAGGGCUGCCCGCUUUCAGGCAGACUAUGCCCAGCCGGGACACCAUAGAUGAGUUUGAUAAGAGAGAGCCGUACAGAUAUCUGCAGUACGCCUACUUCAAAUCUGACAACCUCGCCAAGGCGGCGUCUGCUGCUCACACCUUCCUACUGAAACACCCAAAUGAUGAGAUGAUGCAGAGGAACAUGGCCUACUACAAGAGUCUGCCUGGAGCCGACGAACACCUCAAAGACCUGGAAACCAAAUCCUAUGAGACACUGUUUGUGCGUGCAGUGCGGGCGUAUAAUGGAGAAAACUUCCGUACUUCGGUGUCAGACAUGGAGCUGGCUCUGCGGGACUUCUUCAAGAAUUACGAUGAGUGUCUGGCUGCAUCUGAGGGCCCCAGGGACGUCAAAGACUUUAAAGACUUCUACCCCUCCAUAGCUGAUCACUACAUAGAGGUCCUUGACAGGAAAGUGAUGUGUGAAAGUGACCUGACACCUGUCGUAGGAGGUUUUGUCGUUGAGAAGUUUGUGGCCACAAUGUACCACUACCUGCAGUUUGCCUAUUACAAAUUGAAUGACCUGAAGAAUGCUGUACCAUGUGCAGCUAGCUACGUGCUCUUUGACCCCAGCGAUGAAGUUAUGAAUAAUAACUUGGCCUAUUACCGGUUUCACAAAAACCAGUGGGAACUGACAGAAGAGGACUUCCUCCCCAGAUCAGAGGCACUGCGUUACUACAAUCAGACCACAAUGCAGCUACAGAUGUUGGAGUUCUCCAGACAGCGCCUGGUGAGCGACGAUGAGGGGGAGGUGGUGGAGUUUAUAGAUGAGUUCCUGGACGGUGAUGAAUUGCCCGAAUUGGAAAUGCCGCCGAAACUGUGAAACACACAACCAAACAACACCUCCCGGUUUGUAUUUAUUGGGUUGAGAGGCUGUGUGUUUUUACCUGCAGAUCCACAUCCUGAAUAUUUUUAAAUUUCCUAUUUUGUGCACUAAAACAUCCAGUUUAGUGGUAUGGACAUACAGCACUAAAUGAUUUAAAGUCAAUGAUAAUAAUGGAGAGAUAAAUAUUUUUACUCGCUGUUUUAUGGAUCCAUUCCUCCACUGUGAAUCAAGUAUGUAUGUUGUCUGUCAAAAAUGGUAAUUUUUACAAUGAAAUGAUAAUAAAUCUUGCCAAACAUCGGGU
Molecule: messenger RNA, 1798 nt
Organism: Sander lucioperca (pikeperch)
Lineage: Eukaryota; Metazoa; Chordata; Actinopteri; Perciformes; Percidae
Gene: crtap
Product: cartilage associated protein
Exons: 7
Coding region: 274-1494 (406 amino acids)
Biological process (GO): collagen fibril organization; peptidyl-proline hydroxylation to 3-hydroxy-L-proline
Cellular component (GO): endoplasmic reticulum
Molecular function (GO): collagen binding; protein binding
Source: RefSeq, a predicted model, not a curated record